Molecule: messenger RNA, 666 nt
Organism: Mesorhabditis spiculigera
Lineage: Eukaryota; Metazoa; Nematoda; Chromadorea; Rhabditida; Rhabditidae
Source: the annotation of a GenBank genome assembly
AUGGCUUCAGGGUUGAGCGGCAUCGGGUUCGCAUGGACGAUGUUAAGCUGUAUUGCGACUGCAUUAAUUAUUGUCGCCGUGCUCUCGCCAGAAUGGUUGAUCGGGAAGGUUGUAGUCGACAACCAUCACAUGCCCGCCUACUUUGGCGCCUACAAACGAUGCAAUUACGCCGUGUACGAUCGGACGACCAAGAAAGUGACUCUCGUGAAAGAAUGCGGGAUCUACGAGUCCUUCGCCGCGAUGCCGUCCCUUUAUUGGCAACUGGCAGCCGUGUCGGCGUUUUCUGGAGCGGCUCUUUCAUUAAUGCUAGUUUUACUCCUGAUUCCUUCAAUGUGCCUUCGUGAAGUCGUCACUCACGGCACCGCGCCGGUUGUGGGAUUUUUUCAAAUUAUCGCUGCAAUCCUCCUCUCCACGGCCGGGGUUUUGUACCCUUUCGGUUGGGAUAGUCAAGAAGUUCGAGAUGCUUGCGGUGAUCAGGCAGACAAAUUUAAUCCAGGGGCCUGCCAAGUCGGGAAAGCCUUCAAAUCGAUGUGUCUCGGUGCGGGGAUGCUGGUGCUCUGCUGCUUAUUGUCGUUUUGCGGUGGGAAGAAGCGGAAACGGAGAUGGUCACUUGCCGUACGGCAAGACGAAGUGAUACGCGGCUACGAACAGGCGUCUACUAAAGCA